Ylistrum balloti is the source of this 2073-nucleotide messenger RNA. RefSeq lists its product as uncharacterized. The transcript has 2 exons. Bases 1 to 2073 code for a protein of 690 amino acids. Lineage: Eukaryota; Metazoa; Mollusca; Bivalvia; Pectinida; Pectinidae. The record is from RefSeq and is a predicted model, not a curated record.
AUGACCUCAAAGUGUUUGUAUUCAGUGGAGGGAGCAGAAGCUAUCAUGAUAGCCAUAACAUUAGUGUUAGCGUGCUUGUUGCACUAUGGUGUCUGUGCAACACAUGCACCAACCACACCCACUACCACAAUGAAUCCAAUGGACGUCCAGCUGGCAGACAUGAAACAGACAUUAGAGGGCAUUUCCCGUCAGAUGGUGAUGCAGCAGCUUGGUGUGGAAGAACGAAUCAGAUCCGAUGGCGACUCUGGUAUCAAGCAGAAAAUGGUUAAAAACAGGGGAACACGGAGUUAUCUUAAUGAUAUAGUGUCCUCCCCGAUUCUGGCAGAUUUUGGAGAGGCCUGGACGCGAGAUCGUCUUUUAUACAUUGGCACUAAUGUCUUUGUUAUGAAUGGUGUUGAGUUCAGAUUACGCGCACAAAACUAUCGACUACAAAUGCCAAGCAGGAACAGUAAAGAAUGGCACAAGACUGAGGAUAUUCCAUACCCGGAAGUGCCACACUCUGUCUUGGCCAAGCACAAUAUCACUGAACAGAUUGCCGAGAUGAGAGAAUACUUUAGAGCAUUCAAACAGCAAGACACGAAAAUCCGUGACUAUACUCGCUACUUCAAGCCAGUACUUUGUUAUUUAGAAGGUGCAUGGAUUGACGGUGCUGCCCAUAACCAGAACAGGUGGCUGGGAGAAGCAUAUACAACGGAGUUUUUGGUCAACGAGGGAUUAGAAGAUGGUCAUCCAUUUAAUCCUACAAAAAUCAUGAGAGUAGUUAAUGGAACUGCCCUCUAUGCACACUGGGAUACCCGUAUCGUUUGUCAUCCAAUCAAACAGGAGCUCAAGCUAGCAUCAUUUUUUGUGAAAGAUGACCUGGCAGCCAGACUUUCCGCAAAUCAGAGUCUAUAUGAUUUCUCGCGAUCAAAGGCUGCACGUUUUGAACUAGGAGAGUAUGGCAGGCCUUCAAGGACAUUAUAUGCUGACAUUGGAUAUGGUAAACAGGACCCAACCUUUACCCAUUACACAACACUUGAUGCCAUCAUGGAAGAAAUUCCUGGGAAGGAUAAUUACCCUGUUCAUAUCACUGGUGGGUCUUUUGGCCUUACUGCUUUCAAUGCUCAUAUUCCGAGAAAUGACACACCGCUCAACAUCGGCCACUACCACCACUGGUACCGUGUGGCACAGAAGGGAGCUAUGGGAACAACAAUUAUCAAUCGCGGGUAUGCUGACAAAUCUCUCUGGGUAGCGACAACCACACAAGAUAAGGUGGCUCCUAUGUCUUACAAAUCUUGUCAAUAUAAUCGAACGACACAUAAACAGGACUGUACAGAAUUUAUUGCUAAGUACACCUACGCUCUUCCACUGGAAAUUGUAUGGUUGACUCCACUUCUUAGUUGGAACCCAUACAACUUGCAAUUUUAUCCAGGCAAUAUUCAUGAGAGCCCAGCAAACACAAUUAAUCAACAUGGACAUAAUGGACGAACUCCUGAAAAGGCCUUCCUUGGCCUUAACCAAGAUAACUUUUACUUAACUCCAGCUGAAUUCUUUUCUAAGGCAGUUGGAGGGCAUUAUGUUGCCGACAGAUCAGGACAUGCUCAUAAGGUUGUACCAUCUGGUUUUCAGACAAUUCUACGUGAAAUACCGACUGUUGGAAACAUCAGACUACGAUACCCAGUGGUCCCAACACAUCAGGAAGGAAAUGCUAUUUAUAAGGAACUAGAUGCCCUUAAGGAGCUCGUUAUGAACAUGGCUGUCAACACCAAUUAUUUCCAUACCAAACCUGACGCAGUUCACAGCAUUGAGGGUAACACCAACAAAGAGGAGCGCUACACCACAUCCUCAACAGCCAUGACUCCUCCUGGAAUGCAUAAGCAUGAGAUCAUUCUCUCCAAAGAAGAUAUUGCUGAUCUGGAAGCAGGAAAGACCGUGGCAGUUUACACCAGUCUCAACAAUGGUCAUCAGCAUAUUCUCGAGAUCUACGCAGACAAGAAUGUGCACUACCGCUAUGGUCACUACAGAAUAGCUCUGUGUGAUGGUAAACGCUCCUGUUGGGAUGGUCACAACAACAUUUUGUAUUACGUGUAUUAA